Histoplasma capsulatum G186AR is the source of this 1719-nucleotide messenger RNA. RefSeq lists its product as uncharacterized. NCBI's taxonomy places the organism in Eukaryota, Fungi, Ascomycota, Eurotiomycetes, Onygenales, Ajellomycetaceae. The record is from RefSeq and is a predicted model, not a curated record. The transcript has 10 exons. Gene Ontology annotation, biological process: regulation of DNA-templated transcription. Gene Ontology annotation, molecular function: DNA-binding transcription factor activity, RNA polymerase II-specific; zinc ion binding. Bases 1 to 1719 code for a protein of 572 amino acids.
AUGGAGACGCUGUCCGCUUCAAUGUCGAGACCAGCACAAGGCGGACAAGCAAAAUUCUGCAAGCCGACCGAGAGCCAUGCGCCAACAUGGUGUAACUGUAGAUCGGCAGGGCUGAAGUUACAAAAGGAGCAGUUCUUGAGGUGGUUGGUUGAAUUAAACUCCUGGAUAUACUGCGGAGAUGCGCCGGGAGAGCGUUCGCACAGCCUUGGCGGCAACCUUCUUUGGAUGUUCUUCCACGCAUUCCAAGUUGCGUUUCUCGUAUACCAACUGUUCGGCCACGUCCGCUGGGCCAGGGUCCCAGCGGACUGCGUAAACAACGCUAUUGUUGGCAGCCGAUGUGUGGUAUUUGCAGCUCAGCCUCUCACGACACAUGGCUGCUCUGAUCUGAACUUGCGUGUCCAGUUGACGGGCCACAGAAGAGCGAGCCGCCAGUUAAGGCUCCUUCAGGGUGAUCGGAACUUGCCGUUCGGCGAUCCGACAAGCCAGAAGACGCUAAGAAUGUUUCGUCAUGAUCACCUCCUAUUCGGGAGGGACAGACGGCGGGAGCAAGAGCAUCGCUUUCCCUCGUGUGAAAUUGGUGUGUUUUUGCCCCGCUUAUUCGGGAUGAGUACUGGGAAACAUUCCGAGUCACCACCGCCCCGGGCCACAACUGGCUUCCCACCCCAGUGUCAUACCUGCCGAAAGCGAAGGGUCCGAUGCGACUCAUCACGCCCCGCCUGCAAUAAGUGCACCGCCAAGGGUGUUGAGUGCCUGGGAUAUAGCAAACAAAAGCCUCUGGUCUGGCUCCAGGGGGGAGGAAACCAAAACCAAUAUCUGGCCGAGGGAAAUAAUUUGGAGCCGCCGAAGAGGAAGAAAGGGAGGCCGAAGAUUAUAAUUGCAAAGGACGAUGCGAAAGAACCAAUAAAGUCCCCCGACCUGGAGAAAGAUGACAGAUCUGAGGUACUGGAGCUUGUGGAAACCGCUUGGGUUUACUACCAAGAUCUCCCAACAAUCGACCCCAAAAGCUGGCAAGAUGACGUCUCCAAUUUACUGUUUAGUAUACUCGUCUCAGCCGUUGCAACUCAUCAAGCUAUAAAAUCGCAGCAGGACGAACAUAUAACCCUUGGCCGGGAGAUUUACCAGUAUAAACAGCAGGCUUUUCGCAGAUUAAAUUGCGAACUCAGGAAUCCUAAGACUCAGUUAGGGGAUAUAACGCUAAUUUGUGUAUUGACAUUACUGUUAGUGGAGACCCAGCAAUCAGCCUAUGGUGAAUGGUUCGCACAUUUUGAAGGUGCAACGACGAUAAUCGGAUUGAAAGGGGGUUUAAAAGCCGUUCUUGAACGGUGCCCCAUAUUGAAAAGUGCUCUAACAUGCUACUUAAUGUGGCACUACAUCCCGGCAGUCGUUCCCCACGGAGACGCCGCGGGCGAAUUCAUACAGCCAGAUCGAAGCCACUGGCUCCAAAUAGCCGCUAUUUAUCAAUCUGCAGUCCUUCUAUACUGCAUAAGGUCUCUUGCUCUGAACUUUGAAGGCCUCAUUCUCGCCUCGUGCGCUUCAGAUGCAACUCCAGAUAUGAUAUCCUAUGUCACUGUUCAAGAUAUUCAGAUUGUAGCACGACAAACGCUCUCGGACAACUUGGGCAAAAUAUUUACCCCAGAAUCUGAUCUACGCCGUCAAUCUUUGGCGCGAGUGGUUACAUGGCCGCUGUUCGUAGUUGGGAUUGAAGCUGCUCAUUCAUGA